Molecule: messenger RNA, 2410 nt
Organism: Mollisia scopiformis
Lineage: Eukaryota; Fungi; Ascomycota; Leotiomycetes; Helotiales; Mollisiaceae
Product: HET-domain-containing protein
Exons: 2
Coding region: 205-2154 (649 amino acids)
Source: RefSeq, a predicted model, not a curated record
AUCCAACUUCGCUUAUGCAGACCUCCACUCCUACCUUCAGCGCAAGAUGAUAGUGUAGGCCUAGGAAAGUGAACUCGAUUCUCGAGUCCAAAAGCAAAACCGCGCAAAAACGAGCGCCUUAGCUAUCACAGGUGGCUUCUUUUUGGAUGGUGUUCCAGGAUCAUUGCAGUUUUCGAUUCCUUGCAACCCAAAAGCCAUUGCAGGAUGGCAGAAGGAAAGACAUUAGUGCAAAGUUGUGAUAAGGCUGAGGAAUGUCGCAAGCUUCAAAGCCCUAUCUCCAACGACUUCUAUUUCUACUUCAAGCUUCAAGAGCGUGGCUGGUUUAGGCUUCUCGUCAUGGAGCCCUCUCUUGAUCCACAGUACCGGAUCUCUUGCAGUCUCCUUCAUCGAUGCAUCAAUGAGAACGCGGAUUUUGAAGCCUUGUCCUACGUUUGGGGCACCGACAAGGCUAUCGUUCCGAUCCUCGUCGACGGUGCAGUGCUUCACAUACGAUCAAAUCUAUAUCUUGCUUUGAGAGCCCUUCGCUUGCCUGAUAGACCUCGCAUUUUAUGGGUUGAUGCACUUUGUAUCAACCAAUCCGAUGCUUUGGAACGUAACAGUCAAGUCUCGCAAAUGGCAGCGAUUUACUCUGGUUGCCAUCAAGUCAUUGUAUGGCUGGGAGAAAGCAAUGAAUACGCGGAUCGUGGUAUCGACUUCCUUGGAAAGAUGUGUGUGAAGGCUAAAUCAAUAGAGAAACGGGUUCUCAAGGAGAGCGAGGACCGCCAUCAGCUGUACAAAGAAUGGCUUGAUCUCUACCUCUCAAUGCUUUCUUUACCUGAAUCAAAUGAAUGUUUCAAGGGCAUAUUCUAUAUGUUCUGUGGCGAUUGGUGGAAGAGGGUUUGGACACUUCAAGAGAUCGCUCUUGCCCAAACAGCAGUGGUUCAAGUAGGAAAGAGAUGCUUUCCCUGGGAACACCUCGAGAUGUUAUCUUUACUCGCCACUGUAUGCGCCGUCCAUACGUCCAAGCAGAAUCAGGCAGUUUACACGGAUAUAUCUUCUCGUAUUCAAGUCAGUGGAGCACAAAUAUUUGUCAUGGCAGACACAAUCAGGAUUAUCCGGAUGAGACGACAAGAAAACAUCGAAAUACCGUUAUCCUUAAUGGUUCAAUAUGCCUUGACCCGCUUUGCAACAGAUCCUAGAGAUAAAAUCUUUGCCAUACUCGGAUUGGUCAACUGUGGACCGACCAUCAGCCCUGAUUACAAUCUUAGCUGCAGAAAGGUGUAUAUCUCGGCGUUGGUGGCAAUGUUAGAGUACUUUGGAGACCUCCGGGCUUAUAAUUUCCUUCAGAUCAAUUAUUUCCAUGCGCAGGAAAUGCCUUCCUGGGUUCCAGAUUUCAAGUAUUUGACCACGAACAACAACAUAAGUAGCAUGUCUUUCAUCCAAGGCAGUUCACCCAAUGAUCCUGUUGAUUCUCAGGCAACUAAUGUUCUGUAUGGUGCAGCUUCUUUGCAGCAAGGAAAAAUCAUUAAAUCCAGACUAAGUUUUGAGGAGAAUGGAGAUAUUUUAGUUCUCAAAGGAGUAUCGGUGGAUAAGAUUAGCGUUGUUGGCCCUCCAGCUCGAGAUCGGGUAGAAACUCUAAGCUCUAUAGGACACAGCUCACUCGGUAGCACUAUCAUUUUGUGGAAGGCACUCGUUUCGGACAGUGACGGUAGCUACAUAGCACGCGGGUCGCGCAAAGAGGCUUUCUGGAGAACAGUGGCUCUUGACUGUAAAGUCAUCAACUACCACAAAGGACUCACACUACAGGACAAUCCUCGUGACAGAAGACGGAGGCUAGAUAAGCUUGACGACCUUAUCCCUCCCUCCAAUCCAAAGUCAGAAACAAGACUCUUGCAAGCUUUGAACGAACAAGCCGUUGUGGGAGAAGGUGCGCAAUGCGGCCGAGGCUUCUUCACUACCGAAACAGGUUAUAUGGGAAUGGGACCACCUAAUGUGCAACUUGGAGAUAUCGUCUGUGUGCUAUUUGGCGGCGAGGUACCAUUUGUGUUGAGACCCAGUGAGAAUGGAAUGUACAAGAUGAUUGGUCAAUGCUAUUUGCAUGGCGUCAUGGAUGGAGAAGUGAUUCAAGGUGUCUCGAGAGGGGAUUUCUACUAUACCUAUUUUGCCAUUGAUUAGCUGUAUCUACCAGUCAUUACGUGCAACGCAUACGGAUAUGGUCAAGUUCAUUUUCUGCGAGGUCAACAUGCCUCGAUCUCUUUUUUUCUCGCUUAUUUGACUAAUGUUUUUGGGGGGAAAUUGCAAAAAUCGUUGCCCGGAUACCAGCCGGAGUAUCCUGGUAGUAUCUAGGUGGGACAAACAGAUUCAGUAUAUCACAAGAAGUAGCUGAGUACAUCUUCGCAGGAAACAAGAGCUUAAUGGAUUGUUUUCGGAC